Fusarium sp. VM40 is the source of this 891-nucleotide messenger RNA. The record is from the annotation of a GenBank genome assembly. NCBI's taxonomy places the organism in Eukaryota, Fungi, Ascomycota, Sordariomycetes, Hypocreales, Nectriaceae.
AUGGGCCUCGCAAAGGUCAAGCACAUCGUCCUGGUCCUCUCGGGCAAAGGAGGAGUAGGAAAAUCAUCAGUCACUACACAACUGGCUUUGUCGCUUGCAUCGGCCGGUCAUUCGGUUGGUAUUCUCGAUGUGGAUUUGACAGGCCCGUCAAUCCCACGUAUGCUCUCGAUUGAAGAGUCCAAGGUCACGCAGGUCCCAGGUGGUUGGGCUCCAGUGUUGGUACACGAAGGCGAUGAAUCCAAAGGAUUAGGCAGUCUGCAUGCGAUGAGUUUGGGUUUCCUCCUCCCGAAAAGAGGCGAUGCAGUUGUUUGGAGAGGACCGAAGAAGACCGCCAUGAUUCGGCAGUUCCUCAAAGAUGUACUCUGGGAUGAAACGGACUUUCUACUCAUCGACACACCACCCGGAACAAGCGACGAGCAUAUCUCCCUUGCCGAGACGCUCCAGAAAGAUGCAACACCAGGACAAGUCGCAGGCGCAGUAGUGGUUACAACACCCCAAGCGGUAGCGACAGCGGACGUGCGCAAGGAGCUCAACUUUUGCAAAAAGACAAAUAUCCGGGUUCUGGGAGUUGUGGAAAACAUGAGCGGUUACGUGUGCCCGCACUGUUCCGAAUGCACCGACAUCUUUGGAUCAGGAGGAGGAAAGUCCAUGGCCGAAGAGUUCAACGUUCCAUUCCUGGGGUCGGUGCCGAUGGACGCACAAUUUAUCGCGCUGCUUGAGGAAGGUCGGCGACCUACCUACCCGUCAGGUACAAUGGUCAACGGGAAGGAUAUUUCGUCCCCGGAGAGGACAGACGGUGAGGGAAGCUUGGUGGACAAGUACCGGGAUUGUUCGCUGUCUCAUGUUUUUAAAGAUAUCACAGACAAGGUCUUGAUUAACGUGGCCAGCUAA